This is a messenger RNA of Arabidopsis lyrata subsp. lyrata, 1727 nucleotides long. RefSeq names its product F-box protein SKIP17. Lineage: Eukaryota; Viridiplantae; Streptophyta; Magnoliopsida; Brassicales; Brassicaceae. The coding region runs from base 86 to 1528 and encodes 480 amino acids. The record is from RefSeq and is a predicted model, not a curated record. Gene Ontology annotation, cellular component: SCF ubiquitin ligase complex. Gene Ontology annotation, biological process: SCF-dependent proteasomal ubiquitin-dependent protein catabolic process. The transcript is spliced from 12 exons. Gene Ontology annotation, molecular function: protein binding.
AGGAGGCGGAGCCAUUUUUAUAAAUAAAUAGAGGAGAAAAGAAAACGCCUGAGAAGACUCUUUCAACGUUGUUGGGUUGGGUUCCAUGGAUUCACCAAAUCCUCCCACACAAAGCCCUAACUCGGUCCGUACUCUUCCCGGCUCGAACCAUAGCCACACCGAUUUGAUUAUCUCAUCGCUCCUCUCGUUUCCAGAUUCUUCUACGAUCUCCAUUAGCUGUUCCUUCGAUCGAGUCCUUGAUAGAGCUCUCGCCUCCGCUUCCGCUGAUGAAUCCGUUCAGGAUCGUCUCGUCGAUCGCACUCUCGAACUCGCAUCGCUUCUUCUCGAUUCCACGAAACGAUGCUUCCGGAAACGAGCUUCUGUUCACAAUUCCAAUUCCUGGUUCCUUCCUCCAGAACUUACAAUUAAGGUUUUUUCGAUGCUUGAUACAAAGUCUCUGAUGCAAGCAGCUGUGUGCUGCACCAUGUUCAACAAAUGUGCUAUGGACCGUUUAUGUUACUCCCACAUCGACUUGACAACGUCUGCUAGAUAUGCUGAUAAAGGAGUUGUGUCUACUAUGAUCAAUCGGGCUGGAAAAGAACUCAGAUCCCUCAAACUUGGUCGUGUUGUUCGUACAGCUGGAUCUGAUUCUACUGCACCUUUGCUUAGCGGAUCUUGUCUUUCCCCACUAGCAUAUAAUCAUGGCUUUCUUGGGAGUCGCUUGAGAAGCCUGCGGCUUUACAAUCUCAGACCUAUGAAAUACAGGUCCUUAUGCGAUGCGUUGUCAGUUUGUCCAAAUAUCACUGAUCUGAGGAUUGUUGGAUUGUAUAACCUAACUGAGGAGCUAUUUAAUUCACUGACAAAAAAAUGCCGCUUAAUAGAGAACCUGUUCUUAGAGACCUACGGUUAUCCACGUACGUUAGAGACUAAAACAGGAUCAUCAUUAGUGGAGUUUGUGACCAAUUGCCCCAACUUAACGUCCCUAACGCUCAUACGCUUUGGACUAACCGAUGACUGGGCCCGAAAUCUUGCUGAUAGUUGUCGUAAAGUGAAGUACCUGAAUUUGUCCAGAUCACCUACAAUCAAGGGUCGUUUUUUGAGGGAGGUGGGACCUAGCUGCAAAGAAAGUCUACUCAAGACUCUAAUAUUGCGCAACUGCCCUAAACUACAGGAGAAAGAAAUGUUGGAAUUCUGCAACUCACUACUCACAGGGAGCUUCAAAUCCAUUAGGCACAUUGAUAUUUCAAGUAACCGCGGCUUAGCAUCUUCAGACAGGGGCAAGAGAUGUAACAAACCAAACUUUCCUCUGGAGAGGCUGAAAGAAGAAAGAUCAGAUGUCACAUUUGUGGCGGACUUUCCUCCAUUGCCUAGUUCCGAAAAGCCUUAUGGUGUCUGCGAUGAAGAAGAGUUGAGGCUGAUAGAGAUGAUGGAAGCUGAGGACGAUGAAGUGGACGACGAAGAUGACUCGGAUGAGGAAUCGGACGAUGCAUCGGAUGAGGAUGAGUCAGAAGAUGAGGACAUGGGCUUUAAUGUCGAUUAUUUGUUAUGAUUAGUGUUGGUAAUCCGUUAGUGUUCGUUAUUGAACUAUUUCACGAGAAGUUAUUCGUUUCUUUUGCUUAAGAUUCUUCUUGUUGGGAGAUUUGAACUUUGCACAAACAUACGAAAUUAUUAAACGAAUUAGAAAAAAAAACAAAAAAGUGACGUUGUGGUUUUAUUUGGAUAUAAAUAACAUUGAAAAGUUUUGAUGA